GGGCAGCCGGCGCUGAGGGCCGCUCGCCAUGGCGGGCGUGGAGCUGUACUCGCAUCCCGCGCUGUACACGCGCUACCGGGCUGGGUUCUGCUCCGCCGCUGCACUGGCGCUGUUGCUCAUCACGGCGCUCACCUAUGUGCCGCCGCUGCUGGUGGCCUACCGGAGCCACGGUUUCUGGCUGAAGCAGAGCGCGUACCUGGAGCAGCCCACUGUUCGUUUCCGGUACGAGGCUCUCUUCGUCGCCACCAUCGGGUCCGGCCCGGGCAGCUUCCUGGCGUGGAGCACAUUCCCAGCGUUCAACAGGCUCCAGGAGGACCGGCUCCGAGUCCCGCUCCUGUCGACGAGAGAAGAAGACAAAAAUCAAGAUGGCAAAAUGGAUCAGUUGCAUUUUAAACUGGAACUUCCAUUACAACCAACAGAGCAUGUAGUUGGCGUUCAGCUGAUUCUACUCUUUUCCUACCAGCUUUAUAGGAUGUCAACAUUUGUGAUGCAGAGCAUGGCUUUUCUUCAGUUUUUUUCUCCUGUGCCAGGGUCUCAGCUCCACGUGAAUGGAGACUUGAAAUUAAACCAGAGGCAAUUACUUAACCACUGUGGACUGGAUACCAGAUACAAUGUGUCUGUGGUCAAUGGCACAAGUCCUUUUGCAAGUGACUAUGAUCUGGCAAACAUCAUUGCAGCAUAUUGGGAUAGAAAUGUGACAACAGUCUUUUCAGAUCCCAGCCCUGUUUGGAUGACUGGAAGAGCAACGGAUACACCAUUUAUCAUUAAUGCCACUAUUCAUUACCCAGUGGAAGUUAUCUUAUAUCAGCCAGGAUUUUGGGAAAUUAUUAAAUUUGCCUGGAUCCAGUAUGUCAGCAUCCUCCUUAUCUUUCUUUGGGUGUUCGGUAGGAUUAAGACAUUUUUGUUCCAGAAUCAGGUGUUGACUACAAUUCCAGUAUCACCAGUUCUGCCUGUAUCUCCAGUCCUAUCCUACAAACAACACCAGUCCUGAAGAGAUGCCUGAGAAGACUUUAUAGACAUGCCAUUCAAAAAUAGUUCCCUGAUUUUAUUCUCUAUACACUUCUUACUUCAGAAGAUCAGAAUUUUGUAAGUAUAUUUCAAGUAUGCUCUGUUUGUGCAUCCUUUUUAAAAUACAUGUUCAUUCACCUAAUUUCUUUAGGACCACUGCUUUGGAGCUGGAAAAGUUUAUAUUUUUGACAGUAAAAAACAGCCUAGUUAUUUUUUUGCAAAUGGAGCAUGUGUCAAAAACCAUUUUGAAAACUGAAAAUAAAAAUAUGCUAAAAGUAACAAUA
This is a messenger RNA of Agelaius phoeniceus (red-winged blackbird), 1292 nucleotides long. The record is from RefSeq and is a predicted model, not a curated record. NCBI's taxonomy places the organism in Eukaryota, Metazoa, Chordata, Aves, Passeriformes, Icteridae.